GUCUAUGUCCCCACCGUGUUCGAGAAGUACACGGCCUCCCUCCAGGUUGGCGGCAAGCCCGUGAAGAUCCACCUCUGGGACACGGCAGGACAGGAAGACUAUGACAGGCUUCGCCCGCUGUCCUACUCGGACGCCAACAUUGUCCUCAUCUGCUUUGAUGUCACCAACCCCAACAGCUACGACAACGUCCUCACGAGGUGGUACCCGGAGGUGAACCACUUCUGCAAAGGCGUCCCGGUGCUGCUGGUGGGCUGCAAGACCGACCUGCGGCGGGACCGGGAGGUGCUGGGCAAGCUGCAGGAGGGACACUUGGAGCCCAUCUCCUACCAGCAG
Leptosomus discolor (cuckoo roller) is the source of this 333-nucleotide messenger RNA. Lineage: Eukaryota; Metazoa; Chordata; Aves; Leptosomiformes; Leptosomidae. The record is from RefSeq and is a predicted model, not a curated record.